AUGGUCAACGACGUCGACAAGAGCUUGCUAGAUCGUCUACAGGCACUGAGGGGAGGCCCAGCCGGCGGUCAACCAUCGCAAGCGCCUCAGAACAUCAAAGUAGAUGUUAUUGAGAGGGCCAAGACACCGUCCAGAGAGGAUGCGCUGACGGCGCGGCUCAGGUCCCUGCGCGAAGGCUCAGCGACGCCUGAGCCGGAGCGGCAACGCGCAUCACCAAACCCUGCUGCUGCUGCUGCUGCUGCUGCUGCUGCUGCUGCUGCUGCUGCUGCUGCUGCUGCUGCUCCUCAACCAGCACCCACCAUCUCGGAAAAGCAGAAUUCCACCACGCUACCAGCUGCUUCAUCCAACAAAAAGUACCAAGAGGAGGAGGAGGAGGAGGUUUUCGAGCAUGUAUUCGAGACCGACGACGAUACCCUGCAGGAGCUCUUGGCAGACGUCACGCCAGACGAGGACCCGGGCGGCGGCGUCUCGGGCGCGCAUGAGCCGAGCGACGAGCAGGUCCGGGCACUUUUGGAAAAGCUCGCCGACGACAUCCCCAAAGACUUGUCCGACCCGCAGCCCACGCACGACCAUGAGCUGGACUCGGACAAUGACGGCUCGGACAGCGAGGCCAUGAGGCGCCAGGUCAAGGAUGUCGUGGAGCGGUAUCAAGACGAGGCAGAGAUGGAGGAGGAGGAGGAGGAGACACAGAGCAAGCGCCAGGAAUCAAAAGACGAUGACGACGACGACGAUUUUCAAGAUCCUCACGAUGAAGCGGCGGCGCACAACGCCGACCUGCCGUCCGUUCCCUCGGACCUACAGGACCCUCUCCCGUCCUCCUCCGCGCGGAGCGAGAGCAAGCCCGGCCUCGACGAUAUUACUGCACGGUUAGCCGCGCUCCGCGCUCCGAGCCACAACACCGACGGCGGUGGCGACGACGACGACGACGAUGAUGACGCCUCCCCAGACUCGUUGAGCUUGCCAUCGGUGCCGACGUCGCGCCCGUCCGUCCAGCCCGUGUCGCGGCUACAAACGCGGACGGGGUACACCGACGACGACGCGGACAGCUGGUGCACCGUGUGCUUGGCGGACGCCACGCUGCGGUGCCUGGGCUGCGACGACGACGUGUACUGCGCGCGGUGCUGGCACGAGAUGCACGUCGGCCCGGCGGCGGCGUUUGACGACCGCAGCCACCGCGCCGUGCAGUUUACAAGGGAUAGAAAGAAAAAGGAGGCGCCGAAAAAGGUGGCCCUAGGGGCAUAG
Beauveria bassiana ARSEF 2860 is the source of this 1242-nucleotide messenger RNA. RefSeq names its product zinc finger, FYVE domain containing protein. The record is from RefSeq and is a predicted model, not a curated record. The coding region runs from base 1 to 1242 and encodes 413 amino acids. The transcript has 2 exons. Gene Ontology annotation, molecular function: structural constituent of ribosome. Gene Ontology annotation, biological process: translation. Gene Ontology annotation, cellular component: ribosome. NCBI's taxonomy places the organism in Eukaryota, Fungi, Ascomycota, Sordariomycetes, Hypocreales, Cordycipitaceae.